Molecule: messenger RNA, 1829 nt
Organism: Eurytemora carolleeae
Lineage: Eukaryota; Metazoa; Arthropoda; Copepoda; Calanoida; Temoridae
Exons: 6
Coding region: 93-1373 (426 amino acids)
Biological process (GO): purine nucleobase metabolic process
Molecular function (GO): hydroxyisourate hydrolase activity; sequence-specific DNA binding
Source: RefSeq, a predicted model, not a curated record
AUAAUGGCCGGACCGGUACAAGUGGCGCUAUCCUGGCGCCGCCUGCUUCAGCAGCUGAAAGCUCGGCAGUCAUCACUAGCGCCAGCGCCUCUAUGGAGCCACCAAAGAAACGCAAAUUCUUUUCAGAUAAUCUGGAGAAGGGCGUUUCUGUGGGCCAUGGCGUGGCACUAGAUCAUGUCCAGUUUGAAGCUAGUGUUCCUAGUAAACAGGACAUUCCUGUUUUCUCAGCAGGGCUACUCGAACAGCAGAAUAUAGUGAACAGCAGUGUUGGUGGAGGGGAGGUUACAGCUGCACGGAGAAACAGGAGAAAAUACAGUGUGGAUUUCAAGGUUUCUGUUCUGAACGGGUACUACAAUGACCCUGAGACGAGAUACAACCAAAGAAAAACCGCAAUAAAGUACGGGAUCAACAGACGACAGAUACAGAAAUGGUUAGCUCAAGAACCGUCCCUUAGAGGACAGUCAGAGGAACCACAUCUGUCAAUCCAACUGCCACAGCAGCUGUCAGCCCAACUGUCGCAGCUGUCACCUCAUAAACGACUGAAGGCAGACGACAGUUGUUCAGAGAAAGAUCGGGACGAAUAUAUCCCAGGAGCUCUGAUCAUUCUGGAACCGGAGACAAGAAUUAAAACCGAGGAUGAGUUCUCACCUGGGUCGGAGAAUAGGUUCUCCAGGUCAGAGGUUAUGCUCUCAAGAUCGGAGGACAGAUUUUCGAAGUCGGCGGACCGGUUUACAAGGUUGGAGGACAGAUUUCCACGGUCAGAGGACAGAUUCCCACAGCCGGAAGAUAGGUUCCCAAGGACCGAGGACAGAUUCCCACGGACCGAGAACAGGUUCCCACUGUCGGAGGACAGAUUCUCAAGGUUUAACAUGAGACCUGAGGUUCAGGAUGAGAAGGAUGAUGAGGAGGAGAUUAAACCUAUAAACCUGAGCAGGGGGAGUAAUCAACCUAGACAGAUUGAGGCUGAGGUUGAAGAUCAAAGCAUGUUGAACGUGAGCAUAACGAGGACUCAUCCUGACCCUCUCUCUACCCACAUCCUCGACACAACCACAGGGUUGCCGGCCAGGGAGGUCGAGGUCUCCCUCUUCAGGAUGGGCGGGGCAGGAGGGGGCGGGCCCAACUCUUCAUGGAUGCAGAUAAAUACCAAGUCGACUAAUGAGGACGGACGGAGCUCCGGGUUUCUCAGCUGGGAGAAUUUCCAUCCUGGAACCUACAAGAUGUUUUUCAAUACUGGAGCUUACUUUGCCAAAACCAACACUCAAUCUUUUUAUCCCUUUGUUGAGGUCGUAUUCGAAAUCCGUGAUCCUUCAGCGCAUUAUCAUAUUCCUCUUCUCCUGAAUCCCUUUAGCUACACAACAUACAGGGGAUCCUAAAAUCUACACUGCACAAUUGUAAUUCAGGGAUCUAGUGAAUCAACUUGGGACUAGUAUAUAUAUACGUGUUUCAGAGAGUCCUUCUGAAUCAUGGGAGUGUUUAGUGACGAAUGUAAAUUCCUAGUUCACCAUGCAAUUUUUUACAUAAGGAUAUGUGACUGUUUUUCUUAUUGCAAAUAAUUGUCUAAAUUUUGAAAGAAGAAAGAAAAUUUGUAAUCACUGUUUGAUGCAAACCUCUUUAAUUUUGGAACUCCCUGUCUCCUUAAUCGUGUGCUAGGAGCAUGUUUAUUAACCAGCCCUGUAAAGUAAAUCCAUGGAAGGAUUUUCUAUAUACUAGUAUGAGCUUAAAGGGUUCUAAUAUCCUAAUCUAUUGUGAAGAAUAUUUACACACUAUAUAUAAAUUAUAUCUAUAUCAACAAUGUUUUCCAAAUUUCUUAAAUAAACGUUAAAACUAAA